Clonostachys rhizophaga is the source of this 990-nucleotide messenger RNA. The record is from the annotation of a GenBank genome assembly. NCBI's taxonomy places the organism in Eukaryota, Fungi, Ascomycota, Sordariomycetes, Hypocreales, Bionectriaceae.
AUGCAUUCCGUUGCCACAUCUGCUGCCCCACGCUCAGAGUCACAGAACCCGGGAGUCAUUGAAUUCAGCUGGGACGACUUGGCAAUCGGCUUGAAUCUUGUUUGUACGCCUCGGUUGUUCAUCCAGCGACCCAAGAUGACGACCGGGGGACAAAGAACGGCAACCCUAAUUCGCUAUACGCUUCAAUCCUACACACAGAAGCUGUUGCACCAAAACGAUAUGCCGCCCUUCAUUCAUCCUCAUUCCCUUUCUACCACUGGAGGUAGUGAACCUCGUAUUAGCUCGCUCAAUACGUGUACCAGCCUUCUUCAUGUCCUGCAUUGCGGGGUUCCAGGAAGCCCGGCUCUGUUUUGGAGGAAUGUGCAGUGCGAAUGUGAGCGUCUACGUAAUGAGGCUCUCUCGAUGAAUAAGUGGGAACUACUAGCCGCUUUGCAAGCAUUGGCAAUAUAUAUUAUCGAAAGACUGAAUACAGAUGGAACAGGGUAUGAGACUCUGGAUGCUCUAUUGAUCAGAACAGUGACUGAUUUGGCUCAACAAUGUUCCAAUAUCGAUAUCAACGUCGACUUGAAUCCCGAAAGACUGUGGUAUGACUGGAUUUUCAACGAGUCUACUCACAGGGUGAUAGACAUGCUGGUGCACUUUGAGCCAGCAGCCAUGUGCCCCUUUUACAACACUAGCCUCGUCAUUGCGCCACUACCAGCAAAGAAACAACUCUGGAAGGCCCACAAUGCCAGUGCCUGGCAUAGGGAGAGGGAGCUGGGAGCCGGGGCGCAAACGUCCUUUGCAUUGUUUGCCAAUGGUGAGCUGAUCGAUGUGGAACAAGUGCCAUUGCGUGUCCGCGACUGGAGAAGAGAUGUGGGGUUGUUGAAUGCAGAGUCCCAGCCAGAAAGUACCGCGAAUUGGAGGGAAUGGUGUUCAGGCAUGGACGAGUUUGGCAGUCUCGUUAUGCUUGUUGCUUCAUUUAUCGAGAUGCGGUCACCAACAACCUGA